AUGGCACAGAAAGUUGUCAUUUUUUAUGCUACUGUGUGGUGUAUCGGAUUAUCAAAUGCUAAUCCAGGAUUUAUACCUUCCGGAUUGUCAAAUUUCGGAGAGGUAUCACAUAUUAGUGAUGGAAACCAUGUAGUAGACCCUUCAACUGUUAUAGAUACUAAUGGACAAAAAUAUACCGAAUUUGCAUCUGAUAAUAUACCUAGUAACAAAGGAAGUUUUAAUCUACCUGACGCGUCUAGUACGAGUAUUGAUUCUUCGGGAUUGAGUUAUGGUACAGAUCUGGCUCGAAGUGGCACUAAAAAUAGUAAUUUAGGGUCCGGUUUUAGCAAUGCAGCAUAUUUACCCAAUAUAAAAACAGCUUCUCAUAAUGAUAAUCUUCAUAGUGGUUCAGGACAUGAUUAUGAGCAAUCUAGUAAGAAUUCAGAGAUACCUGAACAAUAUGGAACUAAUUCUCAUAGGACAAAUGAUGGCCCAUCUGAUCAGUAUAGAACUGAUUACCAUGAAUCGAAUGAUCGCUUAUCUGGUCAAUUUGGAAAUGACCGCCGUGGGCUGGAUGAUCGCUCAUCUGAUCAGUAUGGAACUAACUCCCAUGGGUUAUCUGACCAUUCAUCUGAUCAUCAAAAUGCUGAUAAUUAUGAUGGAAAAUAUGAUGAUCAAACUUCACAUAAUCCACGAUCAGCAUACGAAGAAUCGAGUACUGGAAAUUCCUAUGAAAGUCACAGCGUCGGAGAAGAAACAAUAAAUGCUGAUAAUGAUAUUGAAGACGUUACUAAUGGCAAUGUUCUGAUCUUUCUGGUAUUGGCGGUGGUUUGCCAGGUAUGGAUAGCAUUCCCGGUAUUGAUGCCGGGCUGCCUGGGAUAG
Molecule: messenger RNA, 861 nt
Organism: Ctenocephalides felis (cat flea)
Lineage: Eukaryota; Metazoa; Arthropoda; Insecta; Siphonaptera; Pulicidae
Exons: 3
Coding region: 1-861 (286 amino acids)
Source: RefSeq, a predicted model, not a curated record